AUGGCAAAGAGAAUGUGUGACCUUCUUGUUGGUAACAAAGGCUACCAACCGGGCUCGUGGGACCCGACUAGUAUGCACAUCCGUUGCUUUUGCCACAAGCUGGCCUUAAUAGUAAAUGUGGGUCUUCAGGCCCUGUCUCUCAAGAUCCUUCCUCCCAAGAAAGAAAAAGCAUCAGUUCUGGGAUUCUUUCCAGUCCUCGGGAGGAUGGUUGAAGAAGAUGAGCAAGAUCUCGGUGUUCAAGAUUUACCGGUUGAUGUCGAAGGUGCAAAGAAGACAAGCCCUCCCAUCAAUCUUGCCAUAGAUUCCAACAGCGACUAUGGCAAUGCAGACGACAAGACUUCCGACAAAGGUCCUGAAGAGUCUGAAAAAAUUGACUCAGAUCACGAGACCACGUCAGCUGCACAUCUUCGACAUGCCAAGACUACCAAGCUCAAGGAGCUUACCGAGGAGCUUGAUGUAGUGAUCAAACAGAUCACUCGCUCAGCAGCCCAGCGUUCUAACUUUGACCUCACGGCUCAGAAGCUGAAUGUUAAGGUGGCCCCUUUGAUUGCGGGGUACGGCAUACGCUGGAAUAUUCGCUAUCAAAGUCACCAUAAGGCUAUUGAAGCCCGUGAGGUGAUUGAUCAAAUCCUCAAAGACAAUCAGCAGCACAACUCGUCAGAAAUCUUUUCCAAUGCAUACUUCUCCCCGCGCGAUUGGAAAGAAUUGGAUAACCUCAAUUGUGAGCUUGAGGUAUAUUCGAAGCUCACUUCCGAGAUGGAAGGAAAUUCUUUGACUGGUACCCAUGUCCUGCCAAAGUACCUCGAACUCAAAGAGAGUCUUACUACCAAGAUUGAAGCCUCUGCGGAGACUAGCUCCCUGUAUCCUAUGUAUCAGGCUAUGUUAAAACGUGUUGACAAGUAUCUUAACAAGGCGAUGGAAUGCGACACUCUUGUCAUUGCCACUAUCUUGCAUCCCUGUUACCGGAUGCAUAUCUUUGAGCUUGCGUUUGGAACAGAAAGUGACGAGGCUGUUAAUUGCCUCAAGCGGCUUCAAAAAGAAUAUGACCAGACUAAGGAGAACAUCGAAUCAAACAAGCCACCGGAGAACACCAAUGAAAUUGUUGAAGUUGAAAAGCCAUCGACUUCCCUGCCCGGUUCUCUCAUGGCUCGUCUGCCGGUCUGGCCUCAAAAAUGGGCAAACGAAAAGAAAAUCCUCAGUCGAACGAGAUCAAAACAUACCUGA
Molecule: messenger RNA, 1224 nt
Organism: Puccinia graminis f. sp. tritici CRL 75-36-700-3
Lineage: Eukaryota; Fungi; Basidiomycota; Pucciniomycetes; Pucciniales; Pucciniaceae
Exons: 1
Coding region: 1-1224 (407 amino acids)
Source: RefSeq, a predicted model, not a curated record